AUGGCUGAUCAUCUAUGUAUCUUGAUCCACGGACUUUGGGGCAAUCCGAAACACUUGAAAAAUCUCGCCACGUCGCUGCAAGCCGAGCACUCAAAAGACAAGCUACACGUCCUCGUCACCAAGAGCAACUCGAACAACUUCACCUACGAUGGCAUUGAAUUAGGGGGGGAGCGUACCACGAACGAGAUUGAGGAAGAGAUCAAGAUACUCGAAAAGGAUGGCAGAAAGAUCACAAAGAUAAGCAUUGUCGGCUACUCGUUAGGCGGCCUGGUUGCCCGUUAUGUCGUCGGUCUGCUGUACUCCAAGGGCUACUUCGACCGCAUACAGCCCGUCAACUUCACCACCUUCGCCACACCCCAUCUAGGCGUGCGAUCGCCUCUUCUUGGUCCGCACAAUUAUCUCUGGAAUAUCCUCGGUCCUCGCACAUUGAGCACCUCUGGUCGCCAACUCUUUACCGUUGAUUCCUUCCGUGAUACCGGCCGUCCGCUCUUGACAGUGCUGGCAGAUCCAAACAGUGUCUUCGUUCGCGGUCUGGCUAAGUUCACGCACCGCACCCUCUAUUCCAAUAUCAUCAAUGAUCGUAGUGUUCCAUACUACACCAGCUGUAUAACCUACAAGGAUCCUUUUGUGAACCUCGACGCUGUCGAUCUGCAACCUUUGCCUGGCUUCGAUGGUGUUUUACUGCGGCCAGAUGAGCCUGUUCGUCCAAAGCUCCGAGCGCCGCUUGGUUUUUGGGCCCGUUUAAGAGCUACAAGCUGGUCCACUCUUACAGCCGUUCCAUUCUAUCUCCUGCUGGCCGUCCUCAUUCCUGUCGGUAGCAUGCUCUUCCUUAUCAAUAGCGGAAUCCAAACAAUUAGAUCAGCACAGCGUGUUCGUCUACACGAAUCUGGUGGUGCCGCUUUUGGGAUCGAGCGCUACCGAACCAAUCCACUUCUCGAAGAAGCCCAGAAUAUUGAGGAACGCGUUUAUGAACACCUUAACUCUGACCAGGGGCAGGACUACUUACCAACUCCCACGUCUGAGGACGAAGACGAUCUCUCCAAGGCUGAGCACACUGGCAGCAAAUUCAAAGGGCAAGAGAAGUUUCCCACGCUCGCCCUUACGUCAGAUCAAUUCUAUAUGAUUGAAGGUUUGGAUGGCGUGGGCUUCACAAAGUAUCCUGUCCAUAUCAGCAAAGUUCGGCAUACACAUGCAGCCAUUGUUGUAAGGACGAAUCGCUGGGGCUUCGAUGAAGGCAGGAUCGUUGUUGGACAUUGGGUCAAGAAUUUUAGAAUCUAA
Messenger RNA from Aureobasidium melanogenum CBS 110374, 1278 nucleotides. Its product is annotated as DUF676-domain-containing protein. The record is from RefSeq and is a predicted model, not a curated record. Bases 1 to 1278 code for a protein of 425 amino acids. Gene Ontology annotation, molecular function: monoacylglycerol lipase activity. Lineage: Eukaryota; Fungi; Ascomycota; Dothideomycetes; Dothideales; Saccotheciaceae. The transcript has 2 exons.